GCGCUUUAAAAAAAGAAAAGAAAAAUAAUUGCGAAGUGUUGAUGUUUUCCCGUCGCACGCACUGGAAGCUCACAAGCUAGCUAACACAACAUUAGCCAGUGAGUUGUGACGCAAUCAAAGCGCGUUUCUUUGCACAUUCUGCGCUCAACUGGGCGCGAUUUAAACCAACGGUAUUAAGACAAUGUACGAUUUUAUUUUAAAAGCCGCUGCUUUUUAAAAACAACAACAAAUAGAACUCCAUUAAUAAAACUACAAUUUAGAUUAAACGUAUCAAUCUGAAAGAGGUUCAUUCUCAGCAAAGUAACAUCUAAUGUUUACUUUGGCGCACAAUGUCAACUGUUUCGAGUUACCAUGACAACGGUGUAAAGUCAGAGGAAAUACUCAUCAAAUACUGAUUCUCCAAGGCAGCGACAUGUCGGCCGACACCAAGAUCGCAGAGCUGCUCACGGAACUCCAUCAGCUCAUCAAACAGACCCAGGAGGAGAGAUCUCGCAGUGAACACAAUCUCCUCAACAUCCAGAAGACACACGAGAGGAUGCAGACGGAGAACAAAACGUCUCCGUACUACCGCACCAAGCUGAGAGGACUGUACACCACUGCCAAAGCAGACGCCGAGGCCGAGUGCAGCAUUCUACGUCACGCUCUGGAUAAAAUCGCAGAAAUCAAGUCGUUGUUGGAGGAGAGGAGGAUCGCUGCUAAGAUGGCAGGAGUUUACAGCGACACUGAUCCGCCCAGGAAGACAAUGAGGCGCGGCGUCCUCAUGACCCUCCUCCAGCAGUCGGCCAUGACGCUGCCGCUGUGGAUCGGAAAACCCGGAGAGAGUCCGCCUCCGCUGUGUGGAGCCACUCCUGCCAACAGCGACUACGUGGCCAAGCAGGGCGACAAAGUGGCAGCGAGGGUGAAAGCUGUGGACGGAGACGAGCAGUGGAUCCUGGCUGAGGUCGUCAGCUACAACCACUCCACCAACAAGUAUGAAGUGGACGACAUCGAUGAAGAAGGCAAAGAGAGACACACUCUGAGCCGGCGGCGGAUCAUCCCUCUGCCACAGUGGAAGGCAAACCCAGAGACGGACCCUGAAGCUCUGUUCAGCAAAGACCAGCUGGUUCUGGCUCUGUACCCCCAGACCACCUGCUUCUACCGAGCCCUCAUCCACACCCCACCACACAGGCCUCAGGACGAUUACUCGGUGUUGUUCGAGGACACGUCGUACGCUGACGGUUACUCUCCUCCUCUAAACGUGGCGCAGAGAUACGUGGUCGCCUGCAAAGAGAACAAGAAGAAGUGACCGAGGCCUGGAUACGAAAACCACGCCAGACCAGAAUGACUCUAAUGGAGCCGGAGCCAUCUUUUUUUCUUUGUUUUUUUUUUUAUGCUGGAUUAUCUGUGACGAGCAACACAAACACCUGAGAACACACUUUAAAUAAAUACUUCAAAGGAUAA
Messenger RNA from Solea solea (common sole), 1440 nucleotides. RefSeq names its product SAGA complex associated factor 29 (gene sgf29). The transcript has 10 exons. NCBI's taxonomy places the organism in Eukaryota, Metazoa, Chordata, Actinopteri, Pleuronectiformes, Soleidae. The record is from RefSeq and is a predicted model, not a curated record. Gene Ontology annotation, cellular component: SAGA complex. Bases 413 to 1285 code for a protein of 290 amino acids.